AUGUACACACCAACAAGAGCCCUCGGCUGGGCAGUACUGCUCGCGCUGACUUCCACAGUCGCCACCGCCUUUCCACUGUACACAUUCAACAACGACGCCGAGGGCCGCACACUCUUCCCGCGCGCUGACGGCAACAUCACGGCCUCUCUGCAAGACUGCCUCCAGUCGAGCGGGGGUUACGAGCGCGCGUACAAUGCCUCGUCCUCGUACUCGACGCUUUCCUCCUCGUACAACCCGAUCUUCGACUACAAGCCGUUCGUCAUCGCUGUGCCCUCGACCGUCGACCAAGUGUCCUCCAUCGUCCGGUGUGUUGCUGCGCAGAACGGCACGCAGAAGCUGACGCCCAAGUCGGGCGGGCACUCGUACGAGGCUUACUCGCUCGGCGGGCACGAUGGCUCGGUGGUCAUCGACCUGCGUCUACUCGACAGUGUCAGCGUCGACACCGCGUCCAAGCUAGCUACUGUCGGCCCCGGUGUCCGCCUCGGAACGCUGGCGACGCAGAUCUGGGACCAGGGCAAGUUUGCGCUCCCGCAUGGGACCUGUCCGCUGGUGGGUGUUAGUGGACAUGCGCUGGGCGGCGGGUUUGGUUUCACGACGCGUGCGUGGGGGUUCUUGCUGGACCGCAUCACCCAGAUCAAGAUGGUCGAUGUCAACGGAACUGUCCAGACUGUUGAUAAGGAUACGAACACCGACCUCUGGUGGGCGCUGCGUGGAGCGGGGAGCAACAACUUUGGCGUGGUCACCGAGUUUACCUUUUCGCUCCUCGACGGGCCGACGAGCACCUUGAACUACGCGUACAGCUACAAGACCAACGCCGACUGCGCCAAGGCCAUCGUCGCCCUGCAGAACAUGACGCUCGCAACCGACGCCGAGCAAGGGUUCGAACCCGAAUUCGGCGGCGAGCUGCUCAUCGCCGGCGAGGGGGGUGGCGAUUUCGACGGGAAUGCGUGCCAGCUGAGCGGGCAGCACAUCGACACGACGCAGAGCGACCACGAUGCGCUCAUCCAGCGUUUCCACAACAAAGCCGGCAUCACUUCCGCCGAGUCUUCAGUCCGACCGUUCGACAACUGGCUCAGUGCGCUCGAGGACAUCAUGGGCUCGCUCAAUGUCACGUCGUCGGGCGUCAACUCGGACCACGAGCAGUUCUACGCCAAGUCGCUCGUCCAACCCAGCGUGGCAACGUACGACUACGACUCGGGCUUGGCCCUUGUCGAGAAGCUCAACUCGUACGCCGGCCUCCAAGGCACGGGCAACAGCAUCUCGUUCGACUUCCUAGGCCCUCUCAGCUAUCCCUCGGCAAACGUGAGUAGUGACGAGGCGAGCUUCAAUGCCCACGGCUCGAGCUUUGUAUACCAGUUUUACUCGUACGGCUUCCCGGAUAACAGCAAUGCCGACGGGCAGCAGCAGGUCUGGCAGGCGUUUGACGAUCUGGUCGAGACCGCCAAGAGCAGUAACAGCGAUGCCGCGUGGGGAGCGUAUGUGAACUAUAUCGAUGCGAGGCAGGAGGAUUGGGCGCAGGCGUAUUAUGGCAACGGCGUCGCUAGAUUGAAGGCGUUGAAGGAGGUGUGGGAUGCUAAGGAUGUGUUUUGGUUCCCUCAGGGGCUGUCUAGCGCGUGA
This is a messenger RNA of Sporisorium graminicola, 1617 nucleotides long. RefSeq lists its product as uncharacterized. The record is from RefSeq and is a predicted model, not a curated record. NCBI's taxonomy places the organism in Eukaryota, Fungi, Basidiomycota, Ustilaginomycetes, Ustilaginales, Ustilaginaceae. The transcript has a single exon. The coding region runs from base 1 to 1617 and encodes 538 amino acids. Gene Ontology annotation, molecular function: oxidoreductase activity; FAD binding.